GAGUGUUUGCAUAAUGCGCGUAAUAGGAAGUCAAAGUCUUGGUUGGCAUUGCCCAUCGUCCGGUUUCUUUUUCUUAUGCAAACUUUCUGUUAAGUAAUCCCCACAAACCUAGUGUGUAAACUUGUGUAGUUCUGGUGUUUCAUGGAUGGUUUUAUGAAAGAGAGCCUAUUAAAAUGGAUUUCAUUAAUAACUGAGAAGAAUGUUAACCUCAUAGAUGGCGAAAUCCUCAACAAUCUAAUAGACCUUUCAGGUGCUUUUCCAGCAGUUACUACCUCAGAAUGUUUCAAGGAUCGAAUUGGUUCAUUUUUGGAUGCAACUUUUCAUCCUGGAGUUUCUAAUUUAUUUGACAUCGAUGGGGUGAUUUCUGGAAAAGCUAACGAUGUGGAAUUGUUCGGGUUAUGCCUAACCGUUUUAUUGGGAUGUCUUCAAUGUCCCUCCAAACAGUUGUUCAUGGAUCCUGCUUUGGAUUUGAGUUUGGAUAUGCAAACUGCCAUAUUUCAUUUGAUUCAAGUUCCUAUGACCCAGUUAUCCCUCAGUCAUGAGUUCACUCGGGAUCUGGUCACAAGCAGAAUUCUCGAUUCAUCACAUCUUAUCCACACUGAUAACUUGCCACCUCUUCAUCAAACCAUUACUUGUAAAAUAGAAGAAGAAGUCUCAGAACCAUCAUCUAGGCCACCAUCUUCAACAGACACGUGUAACGGACAAAAAGUGAUUUGUAAUGACAAUAGAAAUUAUAGUCUUUCGGUGAACACAUUGGGAUCUGAAUUCACUCGCCCUAAUUCGCCUACAGAAUAUGCUAAUAGACAUACAAACAAGCUAAAGAAUGGUAUUGAUCACAGGCCCAAUAAUCUUUCAUUGUGUAACACUCCUGACCGAAGUCUGUGUAUUGCAUCCAGAUUGAAUUUAACCGAUAAUUCGGAACAUAAUGCGAAUCAUACUCAUCAUGCGCCUCCACCUCUAGCCUCGCCUCUCACAUCCCUAAAGUUCCUCCUAGAUUCUCCAUCAUUGACACACAAGACACAAUUUCGGGAAUCAGAACGUGAAAAGCGUCGUUUAGCAGUGGAACUUGAAAAGGAACGAAUUUGUAGAGAUGAAGCGGAGAGUUUAGUUUCUGGAUUACGAAAACAGCUUGAAGAAGCCACUGUUCGAGCAACUGAAUCAGAAUCACGGGCUCUCCGUUUAUCUCGUGAACUAACAGCCCUUCAUGAUCAGGGAGAUGAAUUAGCACACUGUCGUAAUGAAUUGGCUUUGCGAGAGGAAGAAAUUAAGAAUUUGAAACUACGCGUUAUGGGCUUUCAAGACUUAAUGGCUCAUACACGAAAGUUGGAAAUGGAAAAAAUUGAUUUACAGCAAGAAUGUGAAGAUCUUCGUCUGAAAGUAGAUCAACAGCUUUCUCAAUUAAGAGAGUUCAAGGAAAGACGUAUUAAGUGUAGUGAAAUUGAAGAACUCAAGUCAAAAUUACGUGAUGUUGAAGCUCAAUUGUUGCAACAGCUACGUGAACGUGAAAUGAUCGAAAAGGAUAUAAGACAACAACAUGAAAUGUCAACACAGCUUAAACUGCAAUAUUCCAUAAAAAAUCUUCAACCCAAUAAUAAAUCAUUAGAUAUUCAUCAAUCUAAGUCUAAUAUAGAAGAAAUUGAAUGUAGUGAACAAGGAAAUAAAGUUGUUGAUCAGCAUCCCAUUUUGAAUAAUUCAUGUCAAGAUUUGUCUAUUUUGAAACCCGGUGAAAAUUUGGGAACAGUAUUAGAGGAUGAUUUGAAAUCUGCCCGUUUAUUCAUAUCGAAACUACAAUCACAAUUCGAUGAAGAACUUGGUUCAGCUAGACAACUGCUUGAGGAAAAAACUAAGCGUUUGUAUGAGCUUGAACAAAUGAUCAGUAAUAGGCUAUCAAUAACUGAGACUACUGAUGUCACUACUCAAACUGAAGUGUCUUGUACAACAAGAACGACAACAACUAGUCCUAAUGAAUUAUUAUCACCGGAAUUAUUGCCCGCCUUAACGGUUGAUGCGUACAGUGCUGCGGCAGCAGCAGAUCGAAGAGGUCUUUCGAACGAAUUAGUUCGUUUACAUGAAGAAAUAGCUCAAUCAAAAAGUUAUGCUUGUGAAUUGGAACAACGGUUAACUGAAAUGGAAGGUGAAUUACACUGUACAAAAGAUAAAUUAAUCUAUCAAACUACUUUAAGUAACAGAAAUCAAGAAAAUUGGAUUAUGAUAGAACAAGAAUAUCGUGAAUUACAGCGUCAGCAUAGAAUAUUACAAAACAAUUUAUUGUUAAGUGAAGAAGAACGUUCUCGUGGCGGCGAAAUGAUGAUUGCAGAAAAUAAUGCUGAAUUUGAAGCAGCACGUGCAAAUUAUGAGAAAGAAAUUGGCUUAUUGAAUCAACAAUUAUUAGAGACAACAUUUGAAUGUCGUCGUCUAGAAGCAGAACGUGCUCGUGUAGCUGAACGUAAUUCUGAUUUACAACGUGAACUAGAAACGACUAGAAUUUUGGUAGAUUCAUUAAAACAAAAUUCGGAAUGCAAACCAGUUGAAUAUUCGAAUCAUAUUAGAAAAAGUGCACCGAUUAUCUCAUCAAAUCUACGUUUACCCUCUUCAAUGCCCAAUGGUGAUAAUAAUAAUAAUAAUGGUAUUUGUAAUAGUAAUGGCUUGUAUUCAAAGGGAUAUAAAGUCAAUCAAAGAUGUCUUAGCGAUUCACUUGAAGAUUGGGAGGAUAGUGAUCAUGAUCACGUUGAUCUUAAUGUUUCACCAUCACAUCAAAUUCGAUCAUCAGUAUAUCCACAUGAAGUUAAGAGUAAAUUAAAUCAUCACUAUAAUCGUGAUUAUUCGUGCAUUGUAAAUAAUCGCUUAAACGAUGAGUCCCGUAAGCCAGAAUAUAAUUAUCCUAAUAAUGAAGAGUCAAGAUAUUUAAAGAGUAAAAAACGUCAUUCAAAAUUAAGUACAGAUUCAAAACAGUUAGAUCGACUUGCUUCUAAAACACAAGAAUUGGAAGAGUUUGCUAUUCGAUUGCGUGAACAAUUUAAUGAGCAUCAAUCCUCCACACAAGUUAAUUCUUCAUCUGUAAACAUGUAUCCCUAUCUCACGGAUGUUCAUAACAAUCAAAAUGCUUUGAAAAAUACUCCUUUAGUGAUACCAAAGAAUCAAUGUCAGUUAAAUGGUUUUAAUUACGAGCUUGUUGACGAAGAUGGUGAUGAUGAUGUUGAACAAAGAGAGCAAGAUACCGAUGCUGAUUCUUCAGCGUACACAGAUUUAAGUCAAGUUUCUCCGGUAUCUCAACCUGUUGAUUCAGGAUGCCAGAAUACUAAGCUAACAACAAAGAAUUUGCAAACUACCACAUCACAUAAUGGUCAAUCGAUGCUUCAACAUCACUCGCAAUCUGUCGGGUUUAUGCCAUCAGUCUCGAAGAAUAUAAGGAGUAGUUCCCCCUUAUCUUCUGAUCCUAAUCGAUUAAAAGAAUUACAUCUACGUAAUCGAUUACAACCUUCACAUUUACGAUCAAGUUAUCCAGUUGAAACUCAGGUGAUCAAUUCUAAUGAUAUAGUUGGCACUUUGAGCCAAAUGACUACCGACAACGUGAACCAAUCACCUAAUCGAAUCAGAGCGAGUGGUCGAAAAAUGCAUCGUAAUAAUUCUCACAAUAAAGAACCUCCUGUAAGCAAUGUUGGUAGCAAUCCCACUUCUAGAACUGUUCCCUCUUCAUUAUCAAAUGAUUACCAAAAGAAUUCGCAUAUCAAAUCUAGGCACGAUAAUAAUCUUGAACUAGAAUCAACGCCUUCACCAUUAGCCGCUGGUUAUCAACCCCUCCCCAAAGAUAUACAAUCGUUUAGUGAAGCACUUAUCUCUGCAUCUGUGGAUAGUAAAGCUCUGGAUUAUGUGUUAACUACUCAUCCUAAUCUUAUCAAGUCUGCCAAUACUAAUAACGAUAACAAUAAUAAUAAUAAUCAUAACAGUAAUGGCUGUAAAUCAUCACACUCCUUGUCUUCCAGUAUCCAGAAUGUAAAUAUCCCAACUUCGGAUAGAAAACCUGGAUUCUGUAAUACUCUCCCUGAUACAUUUGCGAAACAUAACAAAAAUCGUACAAGAUAUAACGUGAAUGAACUAAAAAUCGACAGUGGUACUGGCGGUGGUUUAUCCUCUGAUAAUGAAAAUAUGAAUCCUCCUUUAUUAAAUAUUGCCUGCCGCAGAUUCACUGAUGCAGAUCUGUUCGUUAAACCAUUGGAUCCUGUUCAUGUUCAUCGUCAUAGAAGUAAAAAAGUCGAUACAUAUUCUACUUCACGUACUAAUGGUAUUUCACCAACCAGUUCUGUACAAAGUGUUGAUGAUCUUAGUGGUGCGUCAAGUAUUCGAAGUAGUAAGAGUUCAAUCGCUUUCGAAAUAAAAAAUGAUCAAAAAGUCAAUGUACGACGUUUACCAGCUCCAACUUCACAACUAUCCUCUCAAUAUCAUAAUAACAAUAGUGAUAAUAUCAAAUCACAGAAAUUAAGACAAUCAACUAAGAAAUUAAAUCAUUUCAAUUGUAAAUCUGCAUUUUCUUCAUCUAAAUUAACUACAUCAACUCCAUUAAUUCCUCAAUAAUUUCUUAAUGUUAACCAUGUAUGUACAUUAUAUUUAGUGUAAGUGGAUGUCAUCUUUUAUCAUAUCAAAAAUUUUAUUGACUGUUUCAUUGUUUCAUGAGAAUCCUUUAAUGAGAAAUCAUAGGUUCUGCAAUAUAUGCAUAUUUAGACUUGUAUAGUUCCUAACUUGACUAUUUCACUGUAGUCACCAUUUACGCUUGAACCCUUUUUUUGGGAAUGUUUUUGCUGAAAUACCAUAAUUUAUGUUAGAAACAAUAUCAAUGAGUGUCGAAUCAUGGUAUGACAUUAACCUGUUUAAGUUUUUUCCCUCUACUGUGUAGUGAAAUAUUUCGUCAUCUUUUAUAUCCUUCUAAUCAAUCUCCUUUUGUACUAUGGUGUGUGCUGCUGAUAUCGAUAGAUAUAAGUAGUAUGUAUCAUUGUGGUGAACACGAACAUCAGUGGAGGACAAUCGAAUAGAUUUGACACAAAAUUACAGGAUUUGUUAAUAAAAUCUAACAAUCAAUACGUAAUUUGCAAAAUGUCCAUCAAUUGUCUCAUAAUGACUCAGACUUCAUUGUUCUUGCAUUUUCAUACAAAUUGCAUUCUGUUUUGAUUCUUUACUGUUCGAACCUCUUGUCUCUCUGCUGCCGGACAUUCUGUUCCUGACUAACACCAUAUACUACUUAUGUGGAUAUAAGUAGCACACACCACAUCAUUCGAAAAUGAAAUACCUGGCAGCAGAAUUUCAAGAUCAAAUAAAAGAGAACGAGAACAGAGAGUGAUUAGUGUGGGAACGAAAGGACAGCGAAGUCUGAGAUUUGUCUAUUUAUUUUAACACAUAGAUAUUGGUACUAGGAGGCACUAAAUACAUAUGCGCCACACAAAUCUCAUUCGAUAUGUGUGAGGGCUGUGAUACUGCCCGGCUGCCCAGACCGAAGCAGGUGGUUUUCUUAGGGGGCCACACCUGGAGCCUUCGACCUGAAUGUGUGAUCCAUAAGGCAGUGGAGCAUCGUAAGGAGAUGCAGUCCGAUGGUAGCCUGUGACCAACAAUUGGUUCAUGCGUCAUUUGUUCCCUUAGAAUCCUGGAGACCAUGUGCACCAUUGGUUUGGAAUCUGGUUAAAGCGCCGAGCAUUCGAUUUUCGUCCUCUCAUUUUCGUAAACAACGCCGGUGGCGCGAGAAGGUAGUGAGUAGGACUUCCCUGGCAGAGUCUGUAUACAAGUGGCCAUGUGAGAGCAUUUGGAGAGGGAGAGCGGAUUCUCUCCACUCUCGGCCGUACCAGGGCAUUUGGAGGCGAAGUCUGAGAUGAUUGAUUGACAUUUAGGAAAUGAAGUAUUUACUGUAUAGUUCUCAAAUUUUACUAAGUGAUUAUGUAACAUUGUGCUCAAAUAAUAAUAAUGAUAAUAAUUAGUAUCAAGUAUUUCAUAAUUGCUUCGUAUAUUAAUAAUAACAAUAAUACCUGAUUACAUAGUAAACAAAUCAUAUAUUCUUAUUAUUGUCGUAUUUAGAUAUUUUUGUGAUCUGUAUUGUUCACAUUGAACCGCGAAACAUAAGCUGGCCAAGUAUCGUCAUCAACUUCAUCUAAGAAGCUAGUAAUUUUCUCUUUCAAUUUCCUCAUUGGAAUGUAUUCCAGUGAAUAGUCUUACUUUCUUCUUUUUUUUUUUUUACAUUACUCUCUCUCUCACACACACAUACAUACAAUCAAACUGUUUUAUUGUUCCUAUGUUUAAUAAACCUUGAUGCUACUUACCAGAAUCCACAAUCUUGCUGAUUUAUUUACUUUUUUUUCCAAGUUUUUUGUACAUUCGAUUUCGUGUGUGUGUGUGUGUGUGUGUGUGUAUUUACCUUUUCUUUGUGUCUUUAUUCCAUUGGUGUCGAAUACUGUUGAAUUUCUCAUUUUGUCUUCUUUAUUACCAUUAUCAUUCAUUACCAUCAUUCAUCGCCACUCUCAUUAACAUCUCUCUGUGUAAUGCUUUUUAUUAGUUUAUUUUUUUAUAGAAUUUUUAAGGUAUACACAAAAAUGUGAGGGGUGGGGGAAGACUAAGAAAAAGAAACUUAUUGGCUGAUCCCGGUUCUUCAUAUUUUUUUCCCUUUUUUUUUCUAAAAAAAACUAUUUUAUUCUACUAUUGAAAGUUGUAUAUUUUGUUGAAUAAUG
This is a messenger RNA of Schistosoma curassoni, 6704 nucleotides long. The record is from the annotation of a GenBank genome assembly. Lineage: Eukaryota; Metazoa; Platyhelminthes; Trematoda; Strigeidida; Schistosomatidae.